Molecule: messenger RNA, 7391 nt
Organism: Amoebophrya sp. A25
Lineage: Eukaryota; Dinophyceae; Syndiniales; Amoebophryaceae
Source: the annotation of a GenBank genome assembly
CAUCCAUCGAAGCCAAUGCUCCUCAACGACAGUCUUCCUUGCAGCUUUUGGCCCGUUUAGAUAGAAAGUGUGCGUCAGUAAAGAUGUGUCUUAUUGAAGAUCGUCUUCUUAUUUGAACUUGAAACACGACUUGAAAUCAAAAGAUCAGAAGGAACAAUGAACUGAAUGAACUGUGAUCUAGAUCCGACUACUUGUUUGAUGUAAGUCUAACUAGGCUGUUGUAGCACCUCCAUUAUCUUCUUUGCGUCAUUUAUUCGACUUCCACAGUGCAAGUGCAUGUAUGAAUUUGUCCGUCGCGAACAACCACUUAGUUUGUUGACCUUGACUGGACUUCUUUCAUUUUAGCAUGCAGUAUAACAGUUCCAGUAACAUCGUGGUUUCAAUUUCAAGACUGUUGUAAUGUUUUUGAGCAGCAAACAGAGAGAACAAAACGACCAUUGUCAUUAAUGCGAAAUCAAAAUGCGUGAAACUCGUCUCUCCAGCACUUGCCUGCAAUAUUGCAACACGGAUACCGACAAUUAUCAGCGCGAAAAUCUAACGAUAAUUAACGACGUCAAUUUUUUUGGCGAAAAUACGACGACCACGACAUCUUCAAGCGAUUAUACAAGCGAUUAUACAACGUCUUCAAAAGCGACGAGUUCUAGUUAUAUUUCCAAGAGUACAGCCUCCGACGCCGAGCAGAACUUCCACCUCCUCGACUCCUCAGACGCCCUCCUCAAGUAGUCGUGAACCUGCUUCUAGUCCUCGUGUGCAACGAGAAUGGCCUCUGGACCUAUCGACGACAUCGAGGAUGUCGUCGUGCACAACGGAGGCCCCUUCAGCGCUACCAAUUUUGCGAGUUCAGCUCCUGUAAAUAAUGGAGGUACUGGUGGGAUAGCUAACGGGUCCAGGAUGCCUUCGCCCUCGUCGUCUUCAGCUAGUUUAGCCAACAAUGCAGGGAGCUUAUCCCCCAUUAAUAGCAGAGCUCCAGGUGGGAUGCUAGCUGCUGCUGCUGGAGGAAAUGAUGGAGGCUUUUUUGGUGGUGGUGGUCAUGUUGGACAUCAACAUACUCUCGCUGGAGGAGGAGGUGGACACGCUUUGCAAGCCUUGGGUCCAGGUGGAAUAAGUAGUCCGAUAAUUGAGCCUCCCCUUCCCGCUAGCUACCACGUUUUCAUUUGGGUCACUUUGGCAAUUUUCAUCGUCUUCUUCUCCGGCGUCACCCUACUCUGCGUUUUGGUGACAAAAAGAGCAAAAAGCUAUGACGACGAAGAGUUGGAAAAGCUACCCUGCUACCGCUUUUGGGCCAACUUGAAUUGGGACUUGUGGGCAGCUGCAGGAUUCUCACUAGGAGAAGUCCUCAUAUUCGCAUUAGAAUGCGUACAUAUGGCAGAAUGUCUAUUCGUAGACCCAAAAACGAAGGGGCUGGUAGGAGCCUGCGUGGCGAAAAAGGGGUUGCCAAUGCUUGGGACGGCGAUCGUCACAUUUGGCGUUAUAUUGUACUUUUUUUUUAAUUCUUGCGCUUUUUGUUUUACUUGUUACACCUUUAUUGCAUCAAGUUUAUUAUCCGUUUAAGUACAUCAUUCUAGCUUUUCUGUACCUCUACCUGUACAACUACUAGUAGCGGAAUUCUACUAAUUAAACCUUCUUUACAUAUGCAUACCGUUUUGCUUUCCCAAAAUCCCAAAAACUCAACAAUACAGCUGGUUCAUCGGUAUUCUCACAUCCGACGAGCUAACCGUUGAUGUCGUGGAUGAUGGGGAUUCCAUCUCCAACGUAGAAAUGGCCGAACAGCGUAUGAGCUCGCACAUGUCCCGCGGUCGAGAAUCACACAUUCUCUCUAGAGAGCAAAGCCUGCUCCCCGCUCAAGCGCCCAAGCGCAUGAAGUUUCCGCCAAUCAUCAACAAAAUGCUGCAAAUGGGCGAAUUGCAACAGCCAGACCAUGCUCUAGACCCUCACGGUGGGGAUCAGGACGCUGAAUUAAGGCUGUACCUAAUACAUCUUUGGACGUAUCCUUGGACCUACGUAUGGAGGAGUAUCCUAAGCGAAUACUCCCCCAUACUUUUCAAGGAUGCACUUGAAAGAUGAAUUACGGACAGCUCUAACUGAAAGUAGGGAUAUAGCCGGUGAGAUGGAUGCUCUGAACUCGUCUGCGAACGGAGAGAUGCACCACGAAGAAGACGACAUGCAGAACCCAGUUGACGGUGCUGAUGAAGAAACUGCUCUUUUACUCCAACUCCCUGGAGAAGAAGGCACGACGAGCAGGGGUCGUGCAGCUAGGAGAGGCAGUACUAAUUAUACAGGUGCUGCUGCUGGUGCUGGAAAAGAUCAAGAAGGAGGCGGGGUGAAUGCUGGCGCAACGGGCGGCCGGGAUCAGCUACAAAGAAGUAAUAGUAUUAAGCAAGGUCGACAGCAGUUGCAAAUAACAGACUACAGUAGGAGAGCGCCUGCUAGCUCUCUAGAUGAUGUUCCAAGACCCAUGAACAACGCAGGAAACGCAAGAAAUCCACCAAAUACUGGCACAAGUCGCACUCUCCAAUUGCCGCCUGUCAAUGGCAGGUCGACGCCUCUCAUGCUCCCUCCCCCUGGUAGACCUUACUACAACUCUACUGGCGGGUACUAUGGUCAAGGUACUGGAGGUCAGAUGGCUUCACCAGGACACCAUCCAGGUCCUCGGUCAGGAAUCAUUGGUGGUCCUUCGAACAGUGGACCUUCAGCAGGAAGUGGCGCCCCAAGACCUUAUGGCGCAACUUCGUCUAGUACGGGCGGUUAUUACCAGGGCAACAAAAAUAUCGGAACAGGGAAUGCUGGUGGCACAGGAGGUAGUAGAGCCGGUGGCGGAGGAGCUUCUAGUACUGGCAUGCAUGCCGGAGCCCAAAGUUUUUACCCUGGUGCUAGCCAGCAUGGUGCUGGCAGUUAUUAUGCUUCCGGUCACCAUCCUGGAACUGGUGCUCAUUAUCACGGAGGUGGGCCACAUUAUCACGUGCAUCACGGUGGAGCAGCGGCAUCUAAUGCCCAAACGAUGCAUCAUAAUCCGCAUCCUGGCGCUGUCGCGCAUCCACAGCCUGGUGGUGCACCCGGAGACAACACGUGGACCAGGAGGCAUCUGCUUAUGCGUCUGAACAUCUUCGCAGGUGAUAGGACGAAGAGAAUAGCAGCUGCACAGGGCGUGAAAGUGCAGAACAAGAAGGCGAUCACAGCUGGAGGGCAAGGAAUGUUUGUGAACGCGAGUAGAAAUCCCAUCCCAUUACCGCCUCCACCCCCUCAGCCCUCAGGUGGACAGGGUAAGCACACACCAGGAACGCUAGGAAUGCGACAGCGAGGAAUACCCACGGAUUCGUUAGGUGUUGGAGUUUUGCCGAGUCUGCCGAGAAGUACUUAUACUGUUGAUUGUUUGUUGAUGCUUGACACUUCUAGUAGGGGGUUUCAAAGAAAUACGUAACGGUCGCUUUUCAUCAACAUGUUGUGCAUGUCUAAUUAAAAUCGUAAGUUGUCAUGAGAUCAAUGAAUUCUUCAUCGCAAGAGCCAUCGUUUUUAUUUGAACUCCACCUCAGCUUCCGUGAUCGCUUCCGAGCCAGCAUUCACCACAAGGAUCUCUGUCGCGGAUACGGUGUCUUCAGGAGCUGCCGGUAGCCAGCAUGGAAAGGAGACAAAUUACGACGACGCCCACCCAGACGCAGCAAGCCAGAGGGAUCACAAACUUGAUGAACACAGUAGAAGCUGGUGCGUCGCUGAUGUCUCACAAGCACUAGAGGACGCGCAAAAGAUGACUAGACAAAGUAUAGAUGAAUUCGACGUUCUUGGAGGUGGUGGUGGCCAAGAAGGUCGUGGGGAACCUGAUGCAAGCACCGCUUCUGGGCAACCGGCAGAAGAACUACAACUAGGAACCGUGCAAGAAGGCGAUGAUCACCACACCAGUCCAGGAGGCGACCACCAAUCGUCCGUAAUACUUGUGCAAGCAGGAGCAGGCGGGGGAAUGGAAGCAGCUGCGUCCAGUGCAGGUAGUCUUGUCGUCCAACAUGUUGAUCAGCAUAGUUGUGAUCCAGAAGUAGCCGAAGUAGAGCGACAACAGAUGAUCGAAAUAGAGCAGCAGCAAUACCAGCAAAUUGCGGAAGAAGCGGGUAUCGUUGUGGAGGAGAGGGACUUGAUAGCCAUUGCGGAUUCUCACGAACUAGUGGUAGAACCCAGCAACGCACUCGGCAUAGGCAUAGGAAGUGCGCCCAACACUGCUGGUCUAGACCUCGGACCACCAGGAGCUUCGGGUUUUGGAGACGCCGACUUGGGCGAUUUUGAACCGCAGUUCAUAGACUUGGACCAACUGCAGCAGCAUGAACAAGAACGCACCUCAGGCGUAGUAGAAUCUUCAACUGGGGGCGGCGCGUCAAGGUCGUUAGGGACGAGUACAGGAGCGCAAGAGCAGGAGAGGCUAGUCCAUCAACAGUUCGCGGCAGCGGCUCAACAGUAUGACCACUCUUACGACCACUAUGAGGUUGUUCCUGCUCCCGCAGGCGCUGGGGUCUCUGGAGGUGCUGGUUACAGCAACAUAGUGGAGCAACAUGUCUCACCUGGAGCAUAUGCGGAUCAUCACGGCGGACCUGCUGGGCAACAUGCGACGCCACCUGCUGUGACCUACGUUGCGGCGGAGCAUGUCGGAGGAGCUCCGGGCUCAAUGCCAGUGGGAGUUGUCACGAUAGAUGGCUACCCACCUUCUGAGCAUGCCUAUGCAGCUGAACACGGAGUAGCAGCUUAUGCGACUGAGCAUCAUGUCGUACCUGGUGGAGGUGCUGGCGGUUAUGCCGCAGGGGAGGGAUCCUCCCAUCAAUCGGGGGGCUAUGCACUCGAGCAUGCAACGUCCUACGUGGCCGAACAUCACGUAGCCGCAGGUGGAGUCGUGUCCUAUCAUCCUGGUACAGCAGAUCACGUCGUUGGAGGUCCCCUUGUUGCACAAGGAGCAUCUGCAGGAGGGAACGUAGUUGAGUUCCAAGUUCAUGACGUCAAUGUCUUGCUUGGAACCCCAGAAGCAGAACAAGUCGUUCAACUCCUACAAGCAAAGGAGAACAUCAUUAUGCCUGCACUCAACACAACUGACGCUGCAAACACCUCGCCAGGUGCGCAGGCAGGAGGUUCAUCUUCGACCGGAGGCGGUAAUGCCGGUUCUCCUGGCACAUUAGGUGGUGCUGGGGGAUUCAUAGUUGAUCAGUCAACAGGCGGGAUCAUAACAGGUGAAUCUGGAAUGAUAGGUGAUUAUGGGAUUACUGCGACGACAACAGCACUUGGCGGAGAAAGUAGUAGCACAAUGCCGAGGCCUGGCAGUGGGCAACAACUGCUUGGUUUAGGAGAGCAUGACGUCAGUCAGGGUGGCGUCAUUACCCCGCUGCAUCCGACGCAGCCACUACACCCUAUCACGAAUACUUCCUCUACCAAUGCUGCUGUAUCUCAGAAUAUUCACACUCACCAACAACAUCAAAUGCGAGCAGCAGCAGGACACGUCGUAGAUCAGUCUGUAGAAGCCAGCGGGCCCUUCGGACUUUUCACACGCGAUGACACAGAAGCAGCGCAGGACCACGUUGUAGAGCAGCUGCAAGAAUACCUUGUUGCUGGAGGUGCAGCAAAUCUAGCAUCGACAACGUCUGCUGCUGUAGCUGAUCAUCAGGCUACCUCACCUGGAACAACUAGUGGAACUCCUGUGACAUCAGCCGCAGGUGUCUUCACAUCCUCUCCAGCAGCGCAACAACUCGUCCUCCAACUACCUCCCCAUCACCUGCAAGAGCAGCAUUCAGGGACGCAAAAUCAUGGUGUUGGCAGCAACAACACAGGCAGUCACAGACAUGCGGAACCUGAACAGCAGCAAGUUGAUAGGCAUUUGCGAGGUCGGGAGCGGGCGCAGCAUGCGAGACGGGGAAGGAGAAGACAUCAAAAUCAGGAACACCUGCAGUUGAAUCUACAACACAUCCGAGGAGAAGAUCACGAUGACCAUGAUGGUACCGAAGAUGAAGAUGAGGAUGACCAUCACAAUGACGAGAACGAGUAGGUGAAUUUGAUUUAAGAGUUUUCGGUACUGGUAGGCGUGGUACAAACUGAAGCACAAAGAUGAAAGACAACAUAAUUCUAGAGAUUGACAUAGUCAACUUAAACAUGUGGCCUAGAAGUAGAGCAUGGGCAUUGAAGUUUUGAAUUUGAUUCCCGUAGAUUUGCGUAAGCAUAUCACGGGUACGCGGAUAAGGCCAGAUCGGCGUCGAUGAUGUGUGCAGUAGAUUAGGACGCUUUUUUGGUCAACCUCGCCUCAUUCCAGCUAGUGAUGGACCAGCCUCGACGUCUCUGUAAGCCACGACAGCAUACAUGAUUAGGAUUCAACAUGAUUUGAUUCGUAAAGCUGGAUGAAGAAGAACAUAGAUGUGCUGUAAGGUGGUCUGCAAGGGCUCUUGGUCCGUCCUUUAGUUUUGAUGUUUUUGUAUCAUGUUGUCGUUGUUGUACUUGUCUGUUGGUAGUUAUACACUACUGAUUUCUACUUUGUCAUGAUUGAUUUCAAACUUUUAACCUCAUUUUAAGUACUAUAAUUUCAUUUCAAAAAAUCCGUGAUGAAAUAGAAAUUGAAAUACUAUGAAUAUGAUAUAAUUGAAAUAGAAAUUGAAAUACAUAAAUGAAAAUGACGAAUCUUCAUCUUCUACGCUAUUCUCCCUUGAGAUCCUCAUCCUUCCAUCCUUCACCUUCGAACUAAACCAUCACUAAGGGCGCUCGCGAGCGCGACACGUGCGAGGCGGUAGGGUCGGGCUCGGGCGCGAACAUAAUGAUAAUAAUUGAUAACGUAAUAUGUUCUUGGUUGACGCACUAACAUCUUGCUCAGUGGCAAUUUUAUUGGCCGUUCUUGGUUUAUGUUUAUCGUUUAUGACACCGACACGAAGAUCUUCAUUCAAAAAAUUGAAUCACAAACACGAUGACAAUGUCAGCACGGAGGAUGUUGACGUAAGCAGGACCACUUCUGGUUUAUAAUGAUUUUCAAUGUACUUCUACUAGAUUGCUUUAAUUCAAUUGGUAUGAUUCAGAAGGUCGUUGUCCUGAAUCGAAAAUUGUAGCUACUACGUCACUCAUCGUAAUUAAGCGCAGGAUUAGAUGUACAUGAACUAGGCGGGGACGCCCUGGAGUCGGUAGACACAAAUCGGGGCGACAUGGAUAUGUCGCUCAUCCAAUCUAAAGGGCAGAAGCCACCAAGAGAUUGUACAUGUUACAGAAGCAUGAGAAUCAAUGGUUUCCUCGUCCUCCAAUCAACUAAAAUAUAGGUUACUUAGGAGAUUGUUGCAGGAUGUGCUGACAAUGUGAUGGCCGUAUUAUUAUUCGUGAGCAGGGGUUUCUUUAUAUCGAAAGAAUUUCGAUCAGAUCUCGAUAACUCAAGUGUGACCGCGGGAAAAGUCGACUAU